Messenger RNA from Diversispora eburnea, 381 nucleotides. The record is from the annotation of a GenBank genome assembly. NCBI's taxonomy places the organism in Eukaryota, Fungi, Glomeromycota, Glomeromycetes, Diversisporales, Diversisporaceae.
AUGGAACACGUAACCGUGGAAUAUUAUCGCGCCGGCACUCCUUAUCUAUCUCCAGAAGCUAUUGAGGAAAUCAUUCAAUCUCGGGGGACGGUUAAAAAUGCGUGCAGGGAAAUGGCUGAUAAAUAUGAAACUUCAACUCGUAGAAUUUAUGAAAUUUGGAAAAGACAUGCUCAAGGAUUACCCCUGCGCAAACAACAAAUAAUACAUAGUGUUGCUUCUUCUGAGGUAAUGCCUGAAAAUAAUACUUCGGAUAGGUGGUCAAAGAAAAGAAAAUCAGGAUCUAUAGAUGAAAUGGAUGACCUACAAGCUAAACUUACACAAAGUCGCAAAGAAAGAGAAGAAGCUAAACGUAAGUCGAAAAGAUUCAUGGAUUCCAACUAA